This is a messenger RNA of Rhizopus microsporus ATCC 52813, 3057 nucleotides long. RefSeq lists its product as uncharacterized. NCBI's taxonomy places the organism in Eukaryota, Fungi, Mucoromycota, Mucoromycetes, Mucorales, Rhizopodaceae. The record is from RefSeq and is a predicted model, not a curated record. The transcript has a single exon. Bases 104 to 2656 code for a protein of 850 amino acids.
UUCUUUCUCUUUAAUUCCCUUUCAUCAGCUUGCUACUUUCUCUUUAAACAAAGGUGUGUGUAAAAUCCUAAGUUUCAAUGUGUAUACUGAUCCACUCUAGUAGAUGCCUAGACAAAACCCUUUCCUUCGUCGUGCAUCUUCGCCAGGUGACAUUAACAAUAACGAAUCAAAUGGUCCAAUAACGUCUGCUCCACCCGUUCCCUCUUUUCAUCCUGGAAAAUUAGCCCAAGCUUCUCUUUCCGAAUCUGCAUUAAAGGUGCCUUUAAAACCAGUAGCGUUUAAAAACACUCAGCCAAGAGCAACCAGUAUGCGACCAUCGAGAUUUAUCAAAGCUUCCACUCCUACUUCUUCGACAUCUUCACCUCUUGUAGCAUCUGACCAUAGCAACGGUAAAGAGACGCAGAUCGUGAACAAUUCAGAAAUGACCUCAUUUAUUGGAUUAUUUGAAGCCUUUACACAAAAAGUUUAUAUCGAAGGAUAUUUGAUGCGGUAUAAUGACACAGAAUGCAGUAACAGUAGCACGGUCUCCUUCAGCUCGGAUGAUAGCCAACAAAAAAAGACAAAGACAAAGAUGUUUGUCGAAUUAAGUGGAUCAACGCUCAUCUUAUGGGACGCGGAAGCACCUGGAAGCAGUAUAAUGCCAACGUAUACACAAAUCAUGGAUACAGCUACAAUCUAUGGUGAAAGCAUUGAAGGUGGUAAUAAAAAGACAAAAUAUGUCUUCACUCUCUGCAGCAACACAAAAUCCAAAACUAUGUUUGAGACCUCGGAUUAUGCAACAAUGGUGAGAUGGGUGAGCGCCAUCCGAUUGUCAUGUUUUGAAAAGCAAAGAUUACAUCAACUGUUUACGCAUAAGCUAUUGAUAAGCAAGGAAUCUGAAGAGCGAAAGAGUAUGAACUCGGCUUACCUUCAAGUAAGGGUGCCAGGCACAACGUUAUGGAAAAAGUAUUGGGUGGUACUGCCUGAUGGGAAAAAGACAAAAGCAAACAAGGCACAACAUGUGUCAUUGUAUGGAUCAAAGAGAUCAAAGACACCCCUGCUGACGUUAUCUGAUAUAAGCCAUGUCUACGCUAUCUAUCCAGAGUCACCGCAGUUGAUAGAAAAAGGAUCCAUGAUUAGAGUUGAUUGCAAAGUGAAUGAUAAAGAAGAAACUUGCUGGUUUAUGGCAGAUAAAUGUGAAGUGACAAUUCAGUGGCUCUUUAGCAUGUUUGACAAGUUUAAGCUCUAUGGACGACCGCUUGGCCUGCUGAAUGACUUUUUGAAUCCAUCUUCGCUCAACUUUGGUGAGCCAAUGCAAACAUCAAGCGGCGUACAAAGACUGUUUCUUGAAGUUGAUCAAGUGAUAAAAACUAUGGAUAUUGCGUCUAUCCCAGUCAAGCAUAUCGAGGAAACAUUCAUGGAAAUCAUCAAGAACAGUCAGUCUUUAGAACCUCCAGUGAUCAGACCUACAGGACUAAGGGCAAAUAGUCUACCUUUGAUUACAGUGAUAUCAGCUGAUGGUGAUGAGCAGAUAACCCAACAACGGUCCAGCUCUGACAAUAUUGCGGCUCUUCACGGUGAUAAACAGAAUGGUUCUGAGACAGACUCGACUAACUUGUCAUUCAAGUUUGCAAGGCAUGUUGCUGACUCUAGUGAUGAAAGCGACCAAGAUGACGAGGAUAUUGAAGAUGAAGAAGAGGAAUAUGAUAGUGAUAAUGAGCCCAUCGGAAGAAAGACAAAUAGCAGGACCAACUCAACUGUUGCCACGCCUUCCCCUGCCUCGUUUGCAGAUAGUCUUAUUCCCGAUUUUGACUUUGGUAAUGGCUUUGAUGUGCCUAAAGAUGUUACUGCAGCCGCUGUAGCAGCAGCGGUAGUUAACGCUUCCAGCUCAUUAUCUUCCUCUUCUGUAACAACUUCAAACAGUCUGGAUGAAGAAUACACUAUACCCAAAAAGCACAUUCGCAAGUUAUCGGUACCAGUGAAUGCUAGACAUGGCUCCUCAUUAAAUGAAUCACCUAGCUCAAACAAUCAAGAGUCCUCCCUGUUUGGUGAUUUCGACUUGACUGGCGAUUUUGGAAAGUUUUUAGAUCUGCCAAUGGAGCAACAUCAGCGUAAAUACUCGUUACCAGCUAAACUAUCCUUCGACAGACCAAGCGAAUCAAGAUCUACUACAUCUAGUACGCACAGUAGUCACCAUAACAAUAGCUAUCAUAACCACAACCGCCAAUGGGAGCUGGAUUGGAACAAUGAAAUGCAGGGUGCUGAAAGCCCUCAACAUAGGUCAAAGCACCCCUAUGAUGAUGACUCGUACGAUUCUGACUUUGAUGGCCCCUUGAUCCCUUCAUUAGGUGAUCACUUUGCUCCUCAAAAUAGCCUAUUAGAUACUUAUCUUGGCGAACAUCUGAGUGCUAAAGAACAAGUGGAAUAUGCUAAAGCAACUGGUCAACCUCUUAUACAAAUGCCAGUCAAGAAAGAGGGUCUUCCACAAGGAGGUUUAGUUGGUGUCAUUUCCCAGCGCGAGAAAGACAAGAAGGAAGGAAAUGGUUUUAGAGUAGCCGAACGAGUUAAUCAACAUUAUCAAGAUAGGAUAGAACGAGAAAAAGAACGGAGGAUACUAGAACAAAGACAGCAGCAGAUCAUGAAGCAUCAGGUAUACAUACCCCUAGUUAUUAAUUAAUCCAUUCUAAUAUCUCCCCCUAGAUGAUGCUGUAUGCUAACGGAUAUGGUAUGCCAAUGAUGCCAUUCGUAAAUCCCAUGAUGAAUCCGAUGAACUUUAUGGGUAUGAUGCCUGUCUUCCCUGCUCCAACAAAUAAUAAUAAUAAUAAUAAUACAUCACCAUGCAUGACACCUCCACCGCAUCCACCUUUAAAUAGUAAUGCAUCAAGUCCUCACAUGUCGCAUAUGCGACCCAUGUAUGGUCCACCUUCGCCAAUGAAUUACCAUUAUCAGUCUCCAAGUCUAUCUGCACCGCUUAUGAAUAGAAAUAGUCCUCGUCAAUCAGAAGAACUGGAUGCAAACAGUGGACCUCUUUUUAGAAAGCAUUCAGUAUCUCCUCUUUCUUAAUCCUACACGCAAACA